AUGGGCGCAAACACCAUCUCCCACUCGACCCCCAAACACAACGAACCCAAUCCCAGAAAGAAACGCUCCUCCCAGCACCCAGCCAGCACCAGACCCCCCAAAUCCCCCCCCGUCAAGUGGAGGAACAGGCAGGUCAGACCCAAACACAAGCUCAAUGCUUCAGAAAAAAAACAGGCGUACGAGCUCUUGAAAAAGUUCAGUGGGCCCAAGAAGUUUGCCUUGCCAGUCGACCUGCCGCCUUGGUCACCGCCCGCAAAGCUCGAUGACAUCACCUCAGACUUGAUCAUCUUCCGGGAUUAUGGCUGCAAUCUUGACGAGUCCGAUCGGCCUGAACCGAGGGAGGAACCAACCAGACAGCCACCCGAGCCAAAGUUCACCCGGAACGACCGGGCCAAACCCACUGGGCCUCCCCCCAACCAAUCAUCCCAACAAUCCACCUCCAGCUCUCACCCGCCAACCACGACAGCUAUCAACACCGCUGUUGCCAGCUCUUCCUCAGCCUCACCCCGCCCGUUCAGCUCGCCAUCGGAUCCCACAAACAAGACCGACAAAGCACGGACUGGCCGGCCCACCCAGCAACGUGAAUCCGCUCCCAACGGCAAGCCUCCCCCCGAUGCGCAGCGUGAUCGAUCGGUGGAGGCUGCCAAAGACGAAGCAAAAAUUCAAGCAGAGAUCGAUUGGAGCGGAUGGGAACUCCAGAGCUACAACCCCAAUGACCUUGAAAGAGUGCAACUCCAGUAUGCUCAUCGCGGCAAAGAAUUCAAACGGUUAUCUGAUUCCCAACGCCUUACGAUUGCCCAAGCCCGGGGAGCCGUCCCAGGCUCUCGGGAGACGCUUACGCCGGAGUUGGUAGCGAUGAGCGACCUCGCGGUCAUCGGAAUCGUCGACUCGCUCCUGCUCUUCACCCAAUCAUUCUUGGCUACUGAGCUCAUUCGACGAUCACGACAUCCUCUUUCCUAG
Molecule: messenger RNA, 960 nt
Organism: Puccinia triticina
Lineage: Eukaryota; Fungi; Basidiomycota; Pucciniomycetes; Pucciniales; Pucciniaceae
Exons: 6
Coding region: 1-960 (319 amino acids)
Source: RefSeq, a predicted model, not a curated record